This is a messenger RNA of Metschnikowia bicuspidata var. bicuspidata NRRL YB-4993, 1185 nucleotides long. RefSeq lists its product as uncharacterized. Gene Ontology annotation, biological process: carbohydrate metabolic process. Lineage: Eukaryota; Fungi; Ascomycota; Pichiomycetes; Serinales; Metschnikowiaceae. The record is from RefSeq and is a predicted model, not a curated record. The transcript has a single exon. Bases 1 to 1185 code for a protein of 394 amino acids.
AUGACUCUCACCAACCCAAAUCUCGAGGCUUACAGCGUGACACGUGGCAUGUGGCUAGAAUAUUACAAUUCUCACAGAGGAAGUUUCUACGCAAAAAAAAAGUGUAGUGGUUGCUACAAUGACAAUCUUUUUGUCAUUUGGGCGGUUUCUGUCGCCGUGCAAGCAGUUGUUGAUGGUGCUAGAAUUUUUCCCGAGCUCAAGCCAUUAAUUGCUCCUGCAGUGGACACUUUCAGAAGGUACAAAAACAACCAGACCAAAGGAUACUCUGCUGCAGAGAAUAGUGGCAGCGAUAAUGACGUUUACUAUGACGAUGAUGCGCAGGUUGCUAGUGCUAUCAUCACUGCCUAUGAAGUCACUGGAGACAGAAAAUACUUAGACUCAGGACGUGAACUUGUUCGAUUCUUGAUGGGUGGCUGGGACAAAAAAAUUGGCGGGGUUAAAUGGCACGUGUCGAAAACAUACGUCAACGCUUGUACCACUGCCGAAGUUGCGAAAGCGUGCUUACAGCUCUCAAAAUUUAUCCCGGAGGAGGCCAGUGUCUACGUUGAAUUUGCCACCAAGUGCGUUGAAUGGCAAAUUGAAGUUCUUCAGGAUCAUGGCGAUAAAUGUAUUAUGGAUGGAAUCCAGCCUGAAGGCCGCAAGAUUGAUAAAGUCAAACUUACAUACAACACUGGAACAACCCUCUCGGCUGCUUCUCACUUGUACAGUAUCACCAAAAGUAACAAGUGGAAGGAUAUAGCUGACAAUUUGGCUAAAGCUGCUAUUAACAGAAACUCUCCCUUCUAUGAUCGUGAUUAUGGCCACGACAAAAGAUAUUGGCGUGAUCCCUCAUAUUGGACGCAGCUCUUAAUUGAAGGAUUAGCAGACUACUUAUUGUAUGUUGGGUCAGAUGUUCCAGAGGAUUUACUGCAGAAAAUUACCCUUGAGGUUGAACGCCACUUGAAAAUGUUCUACAAAUAUCUGAAGGACCUAAAGGAUGGAUUGUACAUUCAGUCUUUCGAGCCACAUCGUACUUUCAAGGAAAUAUACGAGAGAGAUUACAAAAGACAGUUUGGGGGCAAGAAGGGACACGGUAUGAGAGGUGAUGACAAAGAUGGCGACAAACCCCAAAAGUGUUUGAUGGGGCUAGGGUCUGCAGCAAGAGUCUUUUAUCAGGGCGCCAGAAUCUGCCCACUGUUACAGUAA